This is a messenger RNA of Stylonychia lemnae, 1359 nucleotides long. The record is from the annotation of a GenBank genome assembly. NCBI's taxonomy places the organism in Eukaryota, Ciliophora, Spirotrichea, Sporadotrichida, Oxytrichidae.
AUGUUUCAUACAAAUUAUGGGAUUAUUGCAUUACAAUUCCUGGCAAAUUUAUUCUUUAUUUUGACUGUUUUAGCUAAUCCAGGGAUCCUUCCUAGACUUGCUUUCCGUGCUAGGACUUAGAUGAAUGUGGAAUCAUCUAGAGCAAAAGGCCAUUACACUUAAAUAAUAGGUAAUGGUGGGAGAUAUAUAGCUAGAGUGAAAUACUGCCAUACUUGUUAUAUAUACCGACCAGAGAGAGCAUUCCAUUGCAAUUUUUGCGGUAACUGUGUUCAUAGGUUUGAUCAUCAUUGCAGAUGGCUUGGAACUUGCAUUGGUGGUCGAAACUAUAAAUAAUUUUUCUUAUUUCUAAUGAGCUUAUCUUUUCUUCAAUGGUCUUGUAUCGCCUACAGCUUAGCCCACAUAGGAUUGCUUAUCAAAUCUAAUUUAGAAACUGAAACAAUUAAUGAAAGUAUUAGAGAUGUCUUUGCAAGAUAUCCAUCUACAGUUGUGGUUGUUUUCUUAUGCUUGAUUGUUGGAGGAUUCGUUACAAACCUUUUCUUAUAUCACAUUAAGAUAAUCUGCAAAAGCCAAAGUACAUAUGAAAAUAAAAAAGGCCACUUUAAAGGAGCACUUUUUAACCCAUACAAAUAAUCAUUUUGUGAAGAAUUAACUGAGAUUUUGUUUGGAAAAAGACCUCCAAAGUAUUAUAACAUGUCUGGAUUAGAAUAAUCAAAGUUAAUUGACUCAAAUAGAAAACUCUCAGUUGCAGUGCUCAAGAAAGGAAGGACCAUAUAAAAGUCAAAUUACGUUUAAAUAUAAAGAAAUUCUAAUAAAACUAAGCCAUAAGAUUAUGUAACAAACAUUAAUUACAUUCAUACAGAGAGUAUGUCAGGGAGUGUUGCUGAUAAUUUUAACACUAGAGCUGAUUCAUCAAUGAAUAGGAAUUCAUCUACUUAGAUUUAUAAUAUAGAUGAAAAUGUGAAUGAUUCUUUCGAUAAUGGGAAUGAAAGGACUAACUUGUUUAGAAUUGAUGAGGAACAAUAUGAGGAAUCAUAAAUAAGAAGUACAGUUAGCAAAAGUAGUGUUAAUAGAAGAUAGUAACAUAGAAUACAAUAGGUAAAUGAAAGUAGUGGUAAUUCUGCAAGUAAAAAGAAAAAUAAAUAUAGUGGAGCUGGCAUCAGUUAUUCUAAUUCAAAAAUGUAGUAAAAUAAUGAAGAGGCUGAGAAACUGAAAUAGCUAGAGGAUAGUCUAGACUAGUUCAGGAGUUCUGAUAGCUAUCAUUUUAAACAUAAAACAGAAAGUCCUGCUUAAUCUUAAAGAUAUUAAAUUUCUGAUAGAAUGAGUAUUAACAGCAGUGGCAAACCUAAUAGUAGCAAAUGA